Messenger RNA from Caenorhabditis elegans, 975 nucleotides. It is a transcript of the gene sri-67, whose product is annotated as G protein-coupled receptor. The transcript is spliced from 4 exons. The coding region runs from base 1 to 975 and encodes 324 amino acids. The record is from RefSeq and is marked reviewed. Lineage: Eukaryota; Metazoa; Nematoda; Chromadorea; Rhabditida; Rhabditidae.
AUGUAUAAAAUUGAUUUCACUGAACCCCACUGGUUGAUCUACACCUAUCAUACCAUUGGUGGCGUUUCGUUGUGCAUCAAUUUGUUCGGUAUUUACCUACUAACCUUUGAGUUGAAAGAGCUUGGCGCUUUUCGAUACUAUUUAAUGCUAUUUCAGGUCGUUUGUUCACUAGCUGACAUCACUAUUACCACUCUUUCAUCAAUUGUUCCAUUAUACCCAUUGUUCGCAAUUUCCUCAUAUGGCAUUCUAGCUCUUUGGCUGGAUGUUUCUGCACAUUACUGUUUGAUAAAUGUUGGAGUAUGGGCAUAUCUGGAAAUGGAGUCCCUACUUUUGUGUUUCUUCAAGAAACAUCAAACAAUUGCGGUGAUAAUUGAUGUUCAUGUUAUUCCAAAGUUUAUCCCAUACUUUUGCUAUUUAAUGGCUAUUGUGUUCCCAGCUAUACCAUGUGUCGGAUUAGAUUUUUUGACUGUUCAGGAGGAAAAGCAGUUGGAAUAUAUCAAUAUGACUUCCCCAGAAUAUUAUACAAAAUUCGCAAGCCUACCUAACUUCUCAAUGUAUAAAGAAUCCAACUAUCUGUAUGGUGUAAUUAUUAUAACAUUCAUCGAAGUUUCAGUUCUCAUCGCCCUGUUGGUAUUUUUCAACAUGGACCUUGUCCGCAUGAUGGUUCGAUUGAAAUCUCAAAUCUCUGCUGUAAACUACCAGAGGCACCGGGAAGCAAUUCAAAGUCUGGUUAUUCAGACGUUCGUCUCAGUUAUAUGCUCGGCGCCAACAUCGUGUUUUGCUCUCGCCUUGGCUCUUAGAUUGGAGCACUCACAAUUGAUAGCUGAACUGAUGUUAGUUGUGUUCUCAUGUCAUUCAUCUACUAAUAUUAUAUCGUUGCUCAUAUUCUCACCGCCGUAUCGCAGGUUUUUGGAGAAAAGCUUUAAGAGAAAUCGCCGACAAAUUUCCGUACAUGUGCAUUCACAGAGCGGAUAA